Messenger RNA from Xiphias gladius (swordfish), 3737 nucleotides. RefSeq names its product calcitonin gene-related peptide type 1 receptor-like. Gene Ontology annotation, molecular function: calcitonin receptor activity; adrenomedullin receptor activity; calcitonin gene-related peptide receptor activity. The record is from RefSeq and is a predicted model, not a curated record. Gene Ontology annotation, biological process: angiogenesis; cell surface receptor signaling pathway; adenylate cyclase-activating G protein-coupled receptor signaling pathway. NCBI's taxonomy places the organism in Eukaryota, Metazoa, Chordata, Actinopteri, Istiophoriformes, Xiphiidae. The coding region runs from base 177 to 1562 and encodes 461 amino acids. The transcript is spliced from 13 exons. Gene Ontology annotation, cellular component: plasma membrane.
CGAAACACACACGCUGAAGGACUACUCUCGAAGAAAUCACAAAGACAGCACAGUUACAUUGGCUUUUCUUUUCCUUCAAAAGGUAAACUCUCAGACUGAAGGAUUACUCUUCAAGAACUGGCAGUCACUGUGUUUUAUCUUUUUUUUUUUCUUCUCCUGCAAAGACCAGAGCACAGAUGGAUGUGAACUGCGUCAUGUUUCUUCUGGUGUUGUGCUCCUGCGAUAAGCUGCUGGUGGUGGCCAGCCCCGAAGAUGAGUACAAGGAACCCGUGAACAGUCGGAACGAACAUCAAGUCCAAAUCACCACGGCCCAGUACGAAUGUUUCCAGCGGAUCAUAAAGGAGUCUUACCGUACAUCCAAACCAAUAGGGCCGGUGUGCAACACAACGUGGGACGGAUGGCUGUGUUGGGAUGAAACCGAAGCUGGCCUCACAACAGAGCAGAGCUGUCCAGACUACUUUACAGAUUUUGACCCUCAUGCGGUGGCAUCCAAAGUCUGCACAGACACGGGCGAUUGGGGACGCCACCCGGAGAGCAACAGGACAUGGACGAACUUCACGAACUGCAGAGCCAACACUACACAUCACAGGGAUGUGGCGAUGACUCACUUCUACUUGGUUAUGAUUGGUCACGGACUGUCUCUGGUGUCUUUGCUCAUAUCAUUAGGAAUAUUCUUCCAUUUUAAGAGUCUGAGCUGCCAGAGAAUAACACUCCACAAAAACCUCUUUCUCUCGUUCGUGCUGAACUCAGUCAUCACCGUCGUCUGGCUGACCACAGUGGUGAAAAAACAGGGACACACGUACAACGAUUCUGUGAGCUGUAAGCUUCUCAUGUUCAUCCACCUGUAUCUGCUGAGCUGUAACUACUUCUGGAUGCUUUGUGAGGGAAUCUACCUGCACACUCUCAUUGUUGUGGCUGUGUUUGCAGAAAAGCAGCAUCUCAUAUGGUAUUAUCUGCUGGGCUGGGGUUUUCCGCUCGUGCCAGCAGUGAUACAUUCAAUAGCCCGACACUGCUACUACAACGACAAAUGUUGGGUCAGCUCAGACACGUCCUUGCUGUACAUCAUCCAUGGCCCCAUCUGUGCUGCACUGGUGGUGAACCUUUUCUUCCUGCUGAACAUCGUUCGGGUUCUCAUCACCAAGCUGAGAGUGACGCACCAGGCCGAGUCCAGCCUCUACAUGAGGGCUGUGAGGGCCACUCUCAUCCUCAUCCCGCUGCUCGGCAUCCAGUUUGUCCUGCUCCCCUACAAGCCCCAGGAACAAUGGGUCUUUGAGAUUUACCUGUACAUCAUGGAAAUCCUCAUGCAUUACCAGGGUCUCUUGGUUUCUACAAUAUUCUGCUUCUUCAACGGGGAGGUCCAGAGCGUUCUGCGGAGACACUGGAAUCAGAAGCGGAUGCAGUUCGCCGGCACGUUCGCCAACACCGACUUCUUCCGCUCGGCCUCCUACGUGGCAUCGUCGCUCACGGAGGUCCACCGCUGCUACAGCAUCGAAAGCCACACCGAGCACAUGAACGGCAAGAGCUACUCGGACAUAUUUAGAUCGGAAAGCCCUUUCGUGUGAAGGUGGCCCUCGGCGCUUACUUUUUUUUUUUUGACUCCUCCCAGAGAUGUUACGAAGAUUGAUGUUGAAGUUGUUUUCGGAGUUAUGCUACUGUUCAUGGCAACUGAGUACUUUUGACAUUUUUCCAUCUCCCAGCUAAAAAAAAAAAAAAACUCACACAUUUUAGUCUUUUUUUGUUUUUUCUACUUUUUCUCACAAAUAUUAGCAAAAGAGAAGGAGCUUCAGACCAAAGAUCCCACGAAUAUUCGAGGCGGCUGUUGCCGAACAAGUGGAAAACCCCACGAAUCAGCCAACCUCAAUAUAUAGCAUUAACACAAGGAAUUAAUGCUUUUUUUGAAUCGUGUGGAAUAAACUUGAGGAGCCCUUGGUGAGCAAGGAGCUGUUCUGUUGAGCUGACGGUCACGAUCUAGCAUAGAGAGAAGUUAUGGUUGCCUGGGCAUUUUGCGGCACAUAACUCUGUGGUAGAACUUCUUUUGUGAGCAGAAGUAAUCUCUUUGGUUAAUGCAGACAUUAUCGGGCAGGGUCGGAGGCGCAUACGUUUGGAGCUGGCUAGACGCCAAGCUCGGAUAACAAAGAGGGUUGACCAAAAAAUGGGCAGUCAGCCUGUUUCCGCCUAGAGACCCACGUCGUGCCUCCGAGAAAGUGAGGGAACGAAGUGCCAUGAUUUCUGUGGUUAGCAGUGGUUAGUACUAUACAAAAAUGGACAUGUAAAAAAAAAACAAAAAAAAAAACAACAAACAAGUAAAAGUACAGUUACUGACGCAAAAAUAAGAAACAAACAGCUAGCUCGCAAUGCUAAAUGCUAUGGAAGCCCAAGAUAAUGACUUAGUAUCUCAAAAUAAUGAGAAAGUCUCUCAUUAUUUUGAGAUACUAAGUCACUAUUUCGAGAAAGUUUCUCAUUAUAAUGAGAAUCUUUUUUUGUUUUGUUAUUACACUGGCAGAGAUUGGCCUCCAUAAAGACUUCCAUUUCUGCUUUAGCCACCUUCGAAUCGAGUUUUCUAUUUAUGUGUCAUGUUCUUCUUCGCUACGUUAAACAAAUAAUGAGGUUCACAAUACGACAUUUUUCAGAAACAUAAGCUUCCACUGUCUGGCUUAGCAAUAGCUACAGUACCUUUUAAGUUAAUGAUCCGUUAGGCUCACUGUUUUUCAUUUCAUAUCUGAUUAUUCCAAAAUGCUGGAGAGAUGAUUGUGAGAGGGAACAGGGAGGGAAAAGUGCAUGUGUUUGUACAUACGUUUGAUUGUGUGUGAAUAUGACACAUAUCAAGGCACAAAAUAUGAAUUACUACAUUGUAUUUAGUUUUCCAUUAGUGUACUUUGUAUAUUUUUCCAGUCAGUUAUGAACAUAUCAUUGUAAGUCUUGUCAUGUAGUCAAGUCCACACACCACAGCUUGUUUGAUCAUAAAGUAUGAAGAGCACAGUUUUCACGUGACAUGUUUUAAGAUGAAUUGAUGAAAGGUUUUGGUGUCCAGGAAACGCGUUCAGCAGGAUCUGACUUGUACUGAUUCCCCGAUCUGACCACUUUUACAUUGAUAAUUAUUACACUAGCACCACUACUGCCAUCAACCUCCCCUACUUCUGCAGUGUGUGUGAUAACGAUAACGUCUGUCACCUCCGGUUAGAGAUGAGAAGUAUCCAUUCCUGUCAGGACCCCUGAGGAGUGAAGAGCUGCUGGUUUCGGCCUUCAGAGACAGGAAAUACACACUAGUCUCAUCUGCAGUUAUAAAUCACCAAAAGCUAGUCUGUCUAGAGUAAGACGAGGACAUUGCGAGACAGUGAAUAAGCAUUAUUACCCAAAUUUUGAACUAUUCCUUUAAACGUGCAUCACUGAACUUUGAAUUAAAACUUGCUGAAAAGCUUGCUGUAAGGAUUGUCUUUCUCUCUUUGCAAUCACAGACUAUUUCGGCUGUUCAUAAUACAAUUUACAAGACUGGGUGAUUACGUGAUUUCUACAGUGAUUUCUGCACUGAUUUUUGGUGAUAGAAGAAAAAACUCCCAAUAUCACAGGUGUUGAAUUUCUGCCAUUAAAGAAACCCUAAAUACAAGCCGGAUGUGCUCAGUGAUGGGUAAGACGUCUGAUAUUUACCGUAUGUUACACUGGACAUAGCUACAUGCUGUAUGUGCCACGUGGUCGUGGCUCUAAUUGUCUGAUUGGUGGCGUUCGUUUCUUAAAGCAAU